CGCGUUGGUUACUGUUGUCUUUGCACACACUUCCUACAUUUUUUCUCUCCCAAGAGUUUGUACUACUUGUUUUAAGGCAUUUACCAAAAAAAAAAUCCUCGGCAGGAAUUGACGCGAACGGCUCACAUUCCCUUCGCCUUUUGCGCCUCAGUCAGUUCAGCGCAGAAAGGUUCACAACACCUUCCCUUUGCCGAGUUUAUGUUCACAUUUUGGACGUGUGAAUGUCUGAACAGUUUAUUGAGGUUGACAGGCUUCGGGCCUUAUUAGUACAAAAUCACGGACCCAGUGAUUCCUUGCUACGUGAUGGAGAUGAGGAGUUUACAAGUGAAAUUGUUCUGGCCCGCAUUGAAAAUGUGAUAGAGGCAAUACUAACCAGUCUGUCUAAAAGUGAGGCACCAACUUUGACUGUUCUGAACAGAUCCUGCUGGUCCAACAUCAGGUUUGAAGAUGAUAUUGGUCUGCAUGCAGCUUCAGACUACACUGUCAGUACAAUCAGAAGUGAUUGCUCAAGAUCGGUGACCAGAUUUGCUACAACCCUGAAGGUACUGUCUGUAAUCUACAAGAUGGUGCAAAGCAAUUCAUAUGCUACGAAAAGGGACAUCUAUUACAAUGACACCCAGCUGUUUGGAAGUCAGAGGACAGUGGACCUCAUAGUGGAUGACAUUUCCUGUAUGCUCAGGGUUCCACGCAGGAAUCUACACGUGCUUGCAUCUUCCAAAGGCUUCAUUGCAGGUGAUCUGUGCUACACAGAGGAAGAUGGCACUAAGGUGAAUUGUGACUCUGGCUCCAUGGCAGUCCUGGUUUCUUCCAAUGUUUGUGGUAUAAAAAAUUUUGUUUCCACUGCGAAAUUUGUCUUGAUUGUGGAAAAAGACGCAACUUUCCAAAGGCUGUUGGAUGAUGAGUUCUGUACCAAACUGGCUCCAUGUAUCAUGAUCACAGGUAAAGGAGUCCCGGAUGUAAAUAGCAGGCUGAUGGUGAGGAGGCUGUGGGAUUCUCUGUGCAUUCCUAUAUUUGCACUGGUGGAUGCAGAUCCACAUGGUAUUGAAAUCAUGUGCAUUUAUAAAUAUGGAUCAGUGUCCAUGUCAUUCGACGCGCACAAUCUGACUGUUCCUGCAGUGAUGUGGCUGGGCCUCCUUCCAUCUGAUAUUGAAAGACUGAAUGUUCCCAAAGAUGCUUUAAUUCCUUUUACAAAACGGGAUCAUAGCAAACUUCAAAGUCUUCAGAAACGACCCUACUUUAACUCUCAACCCCUUUGGAAAAAAGAGAUAGAACUGAUGCUGAAAUGGCAGCAGAAAGCAGAAAUCCAGUGUUUGACAUCAAUUGCUCCAGAUUACCUUACUCGUGUGUACCUGCCAAAUAAACUGCGCUUUGGAGGAUGGAUAUGAUCUCUAACUGCCGCCCUCUGGACUUGCUCAGCAUUGCAGUCAACAUCCAGAUAUAUUGUAGUUUUAACCCUUUCAAGGGAGUGUUUUUCUGUUGGAUACAUUAGAAGAAGCAGAAAUUUGUGACCAGUUGUUUUAAAUACUGUUUUUUUUUAUUCAUGCCUUUAUAGACAGUUCAAUUGCUGCAAACUUUCAACAUUAAUAUGCUGUGAGAGUAUGUCCAAACUAGCCUCAAUGGUUCCUAAAAAGGCAUAAUCCAUGGGUGUGAACUCGUUAAAUUCCAGUUCUAUUGAACUUUGGAGCUGGGGAUGAGAUGAUGCUCAGGUUUAGUACCUAUUUAAGAUGUUCUUCAGUCAUCACAAUAUACAAACAAACCAUUUCCAUGAUAUCUUAUUACAAAACUGAAUGUGAUGAAGUAUAGCGUCAACAAUAAAUGAAAUGUAUCUAUGCAAAUAUUCAAAUGACAUUUAAUAUAUCAUAAUAUAUCAAGUCAUGAAAUAUACUAUUCAUGGGUAUAAUGCACAGUCUGUCAAAGCUGACAGAAAGUGUGGUAGUUGAUAUUCUAGAUCUGAUAAAGCAGUUUGUUACACCAUAAAAAGUCAAUAGAAGAGAACAGGACAGUGGAUUUGAAGAGCUCAAAAAUCUGGAACAAGUAUGAAUUCCUUCCUAUUGUCGAAAGGUAACGAGCACAGUGUAGAACAGUAUUUGUAACUAAUUUUAAAUAUUUGUUGCAACUGCCCCUAUAGUUUUACUUGUUUUAUUGUAGAAUGGAUAUUUUGUAACUAGCCAGUUCCCAUUCCGGGAAUUUAUGUUGUUGAUGUUAUUGACAUGGAAAUAAAUGCAAACGCAAACUGUG
This is a messenger RNA of Lepisosteus oculatus (spotted gar), 2238 nucleotides long. It is a transcript of the gene spo11, whose product is annotated as SPO11 initiator of meiotic double stranded breaks. The record is from RefSeq and is a predicted model, not a curated record. Gene Ontology annotation, cellular component: nuclear chromosome. Gene Ontology annotation, biological process: meiotic DNA double-strand break formation; reciprocal meiotic recombination; meiotic DNA double-strand break processing. Gene Ontology annotation, molecular function: DNA topoisomerase type II (double strand cut, ATP-hydrolyzing) activity; DNA binding; ATP binding. NCBI's taxonomy places the organism in Eukaryota, Metazoa, Chordata, Actinopteri, Semionotiformes, Lepisosteidae.